AUGGAUAGCUCUACAAAAGAUAAUUCUCAUCAUAAUUCUCACAGCGAAGAAGCUAAUCAUUCUGAUACCCAAGAUGGUGAACUUGUUGCCCCUAAUCAUGUGGGAGGAAAUAAAGUUAGUAAAUUGCUUUACAAGUUAAGUGGACAGCCUGAAUCUUACAUUAAUAAAAGAGAUUAUGUCUUCGGUAGAACUUUAGGUGCUGGUACAUUUGGUAUAGUUAGACAGGCAAGAAGAUAUUCUACAAAGCAAAAUGUCGCCGUUAAGAUUCUUUUAAAGAAGGCCCUUAAGGGGAAUGAUGUUCAGCUACAAAUGCUAUAUGACGAAUUGUCAAUCUUACAAAAACUUCGCCAUCCAAAUAUUGUUCGUUUUGAAGAUUGGUUUGAAUCAAAGGAUAAGUUUUAUAUCGUUACUCAAUUGGCAACUGGUGGUGAAUUAUUCGACAGAAUUAUUGCCAAGGGUCACUUUACAGAGGAGGAUGCAGUUAAAAUCGUGGUUCAAAUGUUAAAUGCAGUUGAAUACAUGCAUUCAGAAAAUAUUGUUCACAGAGAUUUGAAACCUGAAAAUAUUCUUUAUAUUGAUCCAUCGGAUGAUUCUCCACUAGUGAUUGCAGAUUUUGGUAUUGCCAAAGAAUUACACAACAAUGAUGAAUUGAUCUUCAAGGCCGCUGGUUCUCUUGGCUAUGUGGCACCUGAAGUGCUAACUACUAAUGGCCAUGGUAAACCAUGUGACAUUUGGUCUCUAGGUGUCAUCACCUAUACUUUACUAUGUGGAUACUCUCCUUUUGUUGCUGAAUCUGUUGAAGGAUUUUUAGAAGAAGUAGCUAAAGAUCGAUACCCUGUAAAGUUUCACGAACAGUACUGGAGUAAAAUUUCUACAGAGGCCAGAAGAUUCAUUCUAAGAGCGCUAGAGAUAAACCCACAGUAUAGACCAACAGCAUCAGAAUUGUUAUGCGAUCCAUGGAUUACAAGUAAGAGUAAUUACACUCAUGAUUUGUUGCCACAUGUCAAGAAACAAUUCGAUGCUCGCAAGAAAUUCCGUGAUGUGGUGGAAAUUGUUAAAUUGAAUAACAGAAUCGAUAAAUUGAGAAACAUGUACUGUGAAGGAUCAGAAGAAGAGGAAGAUUUGCAAGGGAAUGAUCUAUCACCUCAUAAAUCUUUGCUCGAUUCUCUUAAAGAUUUGAGCCUACAACAACCUGAUAGAGCAGCCUCUACACCUGGAACAUCAUCAUCGCAGAGUCAUGAUGAAUUAAAAUCUUCAUUAACACAGAGCGCGUUUGCUCAAUUGGUUAAAGCUGCUACUACGAAUACUGACAAGGUGUUGAAUUAUAAGGACCCCUUGGCGGCUAAAUCAGAAGAGGCAGAGGCUGAAGCAGAAAAACGAGAAGCUGCUAAGGCCAAGAGUGAUUUGAAAAAGUGA
Zygosaccharomyces rouxii is the source of this 1416-nucleotide messenger RNA. RefSeq names its product serine/threonine-protein kinase. Gene Ontology annotation, biological process: protein phosphorylation; cellular response to oxidative stress. Gene Ontology annotation, molecular function: calcium/calmodulin-dependent protein kinase activity; ATP binding. The record is from RefSeq and is a predicted model, not a curated record. Lineage: Eukaryota; Fungi; Ascomycota; Saccharomycetes; Saccharomycetales; Saccharomycetaceae. The transcript has a single exon. Bases 1 to 1416 code for a protein of 471 amino acids.